This is a messenger RNA of Populus trichocarpa (black cottonwood), 764 nucleotides long. Its product is annotated as transcription factor MYB114. Gene Ontology annotation, cellular component: nucleus. Lineage: Eukaryota; Viridiplantae; Streptophyta; Magnoliopsida; Malpighiales; Salicaceae. Gene Ontology annotation, molecular function: transcription cis-regulatory region binding. Gene Ontology annotation, biological process: cell differentiation. Bases 121 to 663 code for a protein of 180 amino acids. The record is from RefSeq and is a predicted model, not a curated record. The transcript has 3 exons.
UGUGCCGCAAUCACCAGCUAACAUGCUACCUGCAUCUCGCUAACUCUAACAAUAUAUUUCCUACUUCAAGAAAACUUUGUCUUUCUUAUAUUUAAACUUUCUGUACCUCUCUUUCCCCUCAUGGCUCCCAAGAAUACUGUCACUGAUGCAUCCACUAAAAAAGUUAUGAGCAAAGGAGCAUGGACGGCAGAGGAAGAUAACAAACUAGCUCACUGCGUUGAAGUUCAUGGUGCAAAAAGGUGGAAAACAGUUGCACUUAAAUCAGGUUUAAAUCGAUGUGGAAAGAGUUGCAGAUUGAGAUGGAUGAACUAUUUGAGACCUAACAUCAAGAGAGGCAACAUAUCAUGUGACGAAGAGGACUUGAUUAUCAGGCUUCAUAAGCUGCUAGGAAACAGGUGGUCACUGAUUGCUGGGAGACUUCCAGGACGAACAGAUAAUGAAAUUAAGAACUACUGGAAUUCUCAUUUGAGCAAGAAAAUUAUAGAUCAAACUCAAAAGGAGAAAAUGCCAGAUCAACCUUCCACGCCGCUAGCCACCAUGCACCAAAAGACUUCGGAUGCCAUUCAGGUCGAGGAAGAGGGCAGCGCUAGAGAAGCAUGGAACUUGGAGACUGGGAACUUUGAUGUCGACGAGUUCUUUGACUUCUCCGCUGAAGGAUUUUAAUGGGUUGAUAAAUCUCUUCAACUUUAUGGGGAUUCAGUGGCUCACCGAUCGUUAAGAGGUGACCAUUAUGUGAUGCAAUGAAAGUGGUGUUAGGAAGAAUG